Molecule: messenger RNA, 4097 nt
Organism: Liolophura sinensis
Lineage: Eukaryota; Metazoa; Mollusca; Polyplacophora; Chitonida; Chitonidae
Product: kinesin-like protein KIF19
Biological process (GO): microtubule-based movement
Molecular function (GO): microtubule binding; ATP binding; microtubule motor activity
Source: RefSeq, a predicted model, not a curated record
AGCUGUGACUGGGUUUAUGCUCAAGUCAGCCAUGACGAUUACCCCGGGUCGGCCUUUGGUCCCACUUGCUUAUUGAUUCAAGUCCAAGACGUCCACAACCUUCAGUAUAACGUGUUGUUAGGUGAGAAAUGUCCACAGCCUUGAGCGACGAUCACAGCUGGCAGGACUACACUUCACCUUCCGUUUAACCGGCAAUUUAUAUUUAUCUAAACGAAUAUACUUCUAGGCCAAUAUAGUGGACAAGUCAGCCAUCAAUUGUGUGUUAUAUAGUAAGAUCUGAACAUGACAUAGUGAUCGUUCAAUGUCGGAUUAUAGCGGGCAAGCGCGCAGUGAUAUGAGGCAGGCUGCGAGCAGAGGCAGAGGCACGUGCACAUGCUCGCGCUGUUGGCAGGAGUGACAAACACGACAACAACAACGACGACCUGUCAACUCUCAGUUUCAUGCCGACAGGUGUGAGACUUUAAAGCGUAACCCAUGGGAGUUUUAGUAUUUGCUGUGAACAUGUGUUUUCUGUGUUCGCUUAGAGAUACGCUGAAAUAAGAAGACGCGAGGUUUGGAAGCGUUUGAGACGCUGACAUUUCUACGGGUGAUCAGAGCCCAGGUAGAGGAAUUGUGUACAGGGUGGGGGACUGAGGACAUGCCACUGGGUAGGCUUACUCUGGAUACACACCAACGGUACAACCGUCCCCAUCGGUCCUGUUGUUCGGCCUGUUUGUGAUGAAUACCAAUUAAUACAUCUGCAAUAUUCACGAUGUAAAGGAUAGGGCCAUAUACUAAUGUCAUGGUGACGAUGAAUGUAGAAUCUAAUGUUAAAAUGUUGUUUGUGACCUGACUUCGGACAGUUGCCGUGAGUCGUGAUGAAUGGAAAGAUGAAGCCAGGAGGUGGCGAGCAGAAUCUGCUGGUGGCACUUAGGAUAAGACCAUUGUCAGAAGAUGAGCUGGUGCAGGGUGCUACAGAAAUUGCUCACAAAGUGGAGGACAAGAUGGUUGUCCUGCUUGACCCCUUGGAGGACCAUGAUGACAUUCUGAGAGCAAAUCGCUCACGAGAGAGGCAGUUUGUGUUUGACUGUGCCUUUGAUGGCUCGGCAACACAGGAGGAGGUCUACAGAACUACCACAAAGUUUCUCAUCAACAAUGUUAUCAGUGGCUACAACGCAACAGUCUUUGCUUAUGGUGCUACAGGUGCUGGGAAGACAUACACAAUGCUGGGGCCAGACAAUGGUGAGCCUGGUAUCAUGUCACGCACCCUGAAUGACCUGUUUGAAGAGAUGGAGAAGUCCAUUGAGGAUAUGUCCUACAAUGUCUCCAUGUCAUAUCUGGAGAUUUAUAAUGAGAUGAUCCGUGACUUACUCUCACCAGCGUCAGGGAUCUUGGACCUAAGGGAUGAUGCCAAGGGUGGAGUGCAGGUAGCCGGGCUGUCUGAGGUUUCUGCCAAGUCAACAGUAGAGGUAAUGGACAUGUUGAUGAAGGGCAAUAAGGAACGGACUCAGGAGCCUACAGCGGCCAACAAGACGUCAUCAAGGUCACAUGCUGUGCUGCAGGUGACAGUGAAACAGCGAAAUCGCAUCCGCAACACAAUGCAGGAGGUGCGAGUGGGGAAGUUGUUCUUGGUUGACCUGGCCGGGUCAGAGCGUGCGGCAAACACCCACAACAGAGGCAAGAGAAUGGUGGAGGGUGCCCACAUCAACCGUUCUCUGCUGGCCCUGGGCAACUGCAUCAAUGCUCUCAGUGAAAAGAACGGGGCUAAGUAUGUGAACUACCGUGAUAGCAAACUGACGAGGAUACUGAAGGAUGCUCUGGGAGGAAACUGUAAGACGGUGAUGAUUGCCCAUAUCAGCCCUGCUAGCCUGCACUUUGAGGAGUCCCGAAACACACUUGUGUACGCUGACAGAGCCAAGCAGAUCAGGACUAAGGUCAGACGUAAUGUGACGGAUGUUUCAUACCAUAUCGCUCAGUACACCAACAUUAUCAGCGAGUUGCGGGAUGAGAUCGGUAGACUGCGUUCCAAGCUCCACCAGUCCAACCUUGUCAACAAACAGCGGGCAGUGGCAAAGAUACAUGCUGUUCAGUCGGAGGUCUUGCAGGCAAGGAAAAGCGACAACCGAGCAGAACUUGAUAAAUUACGUGAGAAGCUGUUGACGGCAUUUAAGGACCAAAUGGUUGUCAGACGUAAUGUGAUGGAGUUGACAAAUGCAUCGAUGGAGAUCAGCUUGGAGAUCAGCAGAAACCAGCUUAUCAUCAGCGAAUGGGAAGCAGAAAAAAUCAAGGCACUCAGGAGACGGGAGAUCAGUGACAAUUUUGACAAUACAGAAAGAGAUCUGGACAAGGAUCAAGAGUUGACAGGACUUGACAGCUCAGGUACGCCGGAGCCGGCUGAGGUGAAGAUAGCCCGAGAGGAGAUGAAAGUCUUACAUGAGGAAAAACACCGCUCUGAGACACUGAGAAUAGCCUGCAUGAAGGAAUUGGAGGUGGCUAAACAGAGAUCACAGGCUCUGGAAAAGAUGUUACCUGACCAGGCUGACACGGGGGAGCAUGUUGAGGCUUUACACCUGCUGUACAAAGUUCAUCAGCUGGAGAUAGAUAACCUGGAGUUGCAGUCAGCCUGCUUCAUCCGCGAGUUCCAGGUCAGAAAAAAGGACAUGGUGAUUGCCCGUUACAGGAUACACAGAAAUCUCUGUGAUGAGAUCAUUCGCCAACAGAGGGAACUGCUGGAAGAUAAUGUGAUAGCAUGCCCCAAGGAGCUGGAGGAUCUGUAUGAACUGUACAAGUCAGAACACAGCUUCUCUAUCCAGGAUGAUACAGAGGUCACCUUCAACCUGUACAAGAACAUCUCAUUGACGGGCGCUAACAAGGCUCAGGCUGGAGGUUACUUGGAGGAGGAUGGGACUCGAGAUAACCUGAAGAACUUGACCAGGACGAGUGUCUUACACAGGUCCACAGAGGCCUUUACAGAAGAUGACACUGAGCGCCUCUUCUCUCAAAGCCGGCGGGCUCGUCAGAUCAUGGCUCAGGAAGGUUUACCUUUAGGGGUGGGGCGUGCCGUGUUGUUACCUGACAUCAGCCCUACCAGUAGCUCCUCCACCCCCACAGUCAGCGACCAUCCCCACCCCACACCACCGCUGGAGGACAGGCGCAUGAUUGUCACUAACACACGAAACAUUAAUGCGCUGGCUGCCAAAAAACGCAGCAAAGUGCAGCAUGACUUGUUGAAUAUGGAACGUCAGCAAGGCAGGGAGCGGUCGUUUUAUCCUAACUUCCCUGAUGGGGACACACUGGAGGACAACUACCUGUCCACAACCACACUGGCCAAUCAUAACCGCCGACUUGGGGAGCUGCCAUACCUGAUGAAUGUGCGCCAGCCUUCCAUGGAGUCCACGGCCACCUUCUCCAUGCAGACAGAGGCCAGCCUUCCCCCACUACGGGGCCGCCAGCCUGAACACUACAGGGCGAGCAGAAGGCGUGACAAGGACACCAAGAGAAUAAGGAGAACCAAGUAUAAUGACAAGAUGCUUUUCUCCCCUCAGGUAAACAAGCCUUUCUCCAAGAAAAAUGGCUACAGGAACAGCGAUGUGUUCAGAACCAAGUACGGUGGCACCACUGCCUCAGAGUCCUCCGCUGACAGCACACCACAGCUGCAGAAGAAGCGAACUGCAGGAUCCAGCUCACGUAAUCGCCAAGGGGACAUAACUGUCACAGGGAUGGGACUGAAGCAGAAAUAAAGGCAGAGUACUCCUAGUGUACCAUUUCUAGUAUUAUGACUUGCAUUCUUGAGCACCUGGGCCCAAUUCGAAAUGUAUUACCUAACACUAGUAAAUCAUGUUUUAAAUGAAAAUUUUAGCCAAACUCAGCAGCUAAUGCAGUUAUCCAAAAUCAGAGUAUAAGAACAGCAGAUUUACUUCAUAUUUAAUGUACUGUUCAAUUGUGCAGUUAUUUUGGGCCAAGUACAAAAUUGAAUGCUUGGCUUAAAGUUAAAUCUGGUAUUAAGUCUUAAAACAGUUUUGAACAGCCGGGGCCUGGUUUUAGUGUCAUACAGUCUUACCCAAGUGCAUACAGUUCUGGCAGUGUUGUAAAUCACAAUUUGUGCCAGUAUUGCUUGU